AGUGGUGGCCCCUUGUCCACUGUGGUGAAUUCUCUGACUGACACAAGCAAGCCAAGCGCUCUCGCUCUCCGCUCAGAUCUUUCGUGGCAUCUUCUCCUCGCCUUGUUUAUCCAGCUGCUGGGCGCUCGAUCCGCGCCUAGAUGCCGUCCAGGGGCUCCUGCGGCGCCAGACGACGACGGCGACGGAGAUUUUGGGGGGAUCUCUUCGAUUCUUCUUCUUCUUCCUCCGCGAAUCGCCGCCAAGAAGCGCAAGAAGGCGUGAAUCGAGGCGGAUUGUAGCGGCGCCGCGGCGUGGAUCCGCCGCUGCGCAUUCCAGUUCCAGAGGAAGAUUUGGCUGCUCUAGCCAUGGAUGAAAUUGAGCUUCUGCGAGAGACGAUGCUUCGCCAGGAGCUAGUCUUCACACAGCAGGUGCGUGAAUUGCAUCGGCUGUACCAGAGGCAGAAAAUUCUCAUGACGGACAUGGGAGUGAUAAAUCCUUCUCGGGAUCAGCGCUGCGGUACAAGGGAUCUCCUCCACAGCCUAGAGGAGGAUCGCAUUGAUAGCAGCGGUUUUAGUAGGCGAGCAAAGAGGCAAAAGACGUUUGACUUGGAGCAAAUUCCUGACGACAAUGACGAGGACACCGAGUACGUGUUCGAUACGUCCUCUCGAGCGAGGAACUCUCUCCCAGCUGAUCCCACGAUGAACUUCUCGGGGAAAUCCGGAAGGGACUCGAGUCAUACAAACUUGCGGGAAAUUAAGCUGGAGGACGAGCAGCCAUCCAGGCCUUUGCAAGAGAUGGCGUUGUUUCCAACUCUUCCCCGCAGCAGGGAAGAUUCGGAUGAUCGUCAAUGGGCCUCUUUCCCGGCAGCAAAGAAUGGACUGGAGUGGCAGCACCAAAACCAGUCAUGGAUCAGCCAGAAUUUUGGAAGAACAGCGCAAGUCGGUGAUCCAUGGAACGUUUUUCAGAUUACAGGCCAAAGCUAUCAAGCAGAAAACUAUGGCUACAACUCUUUCGCGGCCAUUCCUGAGAUGAUGAUUAUGGCGUCCAAAAGCUACGCGAAUGGAAACGCUGGCGUAGAAAAGAGCUUUGCACCGUCAUGGCAGCCUUACUCGUACAUCACGCAAGAAAUCCUCAAGAACAACACAUUCAUCGGCCACAAUCAGAGCAACCUUUCCUCCAGAACCUCGUGGUUUUCUUCCGCCAACAACAUUCCCAGCAAGCCGCUGCCUCCUCUCGUCGAGAACAAUCUACCUCUAAAGCCCGAUACGGCCACUAUUGUAAGCAACAUCACUCACGCCGUCGACAGCGAGAAAUCGUUGAGUAGAAGAAAAACCAGCAGCGAAGUUGGCGAGGAAGUGAAGAUUGACAGCAAGGUUACUGAGAAGAACAGAGUAUUAGGAGCUGGGACUUCGUGUACAGAGGAUUUGGCUAGAAACCUCGAGCUCCAGGAUGCUUCGACAACUAAUUCAGUAGUGAUCAACUCGGUGGCAAAGGAGGGACUUAGCAAGGUAGGAUUAAGCAAGGCUAGGACGAUGUCAAUGGAGGAUUCUUUGGACCUUGUGACUAUCAGCGACACCAUAACUUGGGCAGCGACAAUUCUACUCAGCUUUUCUCCUCGUUGCUCCACCGCGACAGUCAAGCUGUGCAAGAACCGCGACGUCGAGGGUGCAAGCAAGCCUGGAGUGUCCGACUUGAAGCUUUUCAAGUCGGUGGUGACGAUGCUCAAGCAGCAGAGCGGUGGGAAGCUGACGAAGUCUGGCAGGAAGUUCGUUGUCAGCGACGACGAUCAGUCUCUGAGCAAAGGCAAGACGAUCGCGGCACUGUUCCAGCGGACCCUGUCGAGUGCAACGAAAGAAAAGGAUCAUCAGCACUACAAGAAGCGGAGGCGAAAGAAGAAGAUCGAGGUGGUGGCGGCAGAAGAAGUUGAAGAAGAACAGAGCGAAGAAGAAGACGACGAAGAAGAAGAAGGGGUGAUGUGCUCCCGGACGCGCAGGAGCAGCUUGCGCGAGUCGGUGCAUUCAAACGGGAGUGCCGUUGAGACGAUGACAAGAACGACAGCAGCGACGCCGCCGCCGCCAAGGAAAUCGAGGAGUUUGUCUCAGAGUACUAGCAGCAGCGCCGCCGCCGCGGCUCAAACGCAGCACACUUGGUUGUGGGGCGACGUAACUCGGCGCAAGCGAAUGCAACGGCCGCGGCACCAGCACCAGCCGACUUUGAGGCCUCAACACCACCAAGUCCGAUGCCAGAACUGACCGAAAAGAUCGAAAGACAAAAAAAAUAGUUCGCGCGGGGAGAUAGAACAGCUACGAAUCAGCGACCGAUUGAAAAGAGUCCAAUCAAAUCCAUCACCAACACGACGACAAGUUCUUCGCUCUCUCUCUCUCCUCGGCGACGCAACGAUUGAUUUAUUACUCCCGAAAGACCAGCCAGCGAGCCAGCGAAAGGCAAGUUCUCUCUUUCUCCAUUGCUUCCAUCUCGAGGUUCUCUUUCGCAGCAAACAGCUCGACACACAGCGAAUUUGCGAAGUUAUUGUCUUUCAAGAUAGCGAAAACGAGCUUUUUUUUCUUUUUGUUUCUUUCACUCUCUUCUAGGGAAUUAAUUGCCUGUUCCUGUUCUUGGGAUUUCGGCACCAUGAAUGAGAAGGUUCUCCUCUCUCUCACUGGGCCAGAAGCUGGUAACAACGGAAUCGAGACAGUGGGUUAUAGUUUGUUGCAGAGAACUCCCACUGUUUUAACAAUCAAGGCAUUCUUUUUCUUUCA
Selaginella moellendorffii is the source of this 2738-nucleotide messenger RNA. RefSeq lists its product as uncharacterized. Bases 345 to 2231 code for a protein of 628 amino acids. The record is from RefSeq and is a predicted model, not a curated record. Lineage: Eukaryota; Viridiplantae; Streptophyta; Lycopodiopsida; Selaginellales; Selaginellaceae. The transcript is spliced from 5 exons.